Molecule: messenger RNA, 549 nt
Organism: Nilaparvata lugens (brown planthopper)
Lineage: Eukaryota; Metazoa; Arthropoda; Insecta; Hemiptera; Delphacidae
Product: vacuolar protein sorting-associated protein 13B-like
Exons: 4
Source: RefSeq, a predicted model, not a curated record
GUUUCACUGUGGCAAGGCGAUGGCGUAUUUCACAACUUGGACUUGGAUUUGGAAGUGCUGGAGCAGGAACUCAAUCUGCCAUUCAGCUUCGUUUCCGGACAUAUCAAUGAACUACUCAUCCAUGUACCUUGGACAAGAAUCGCAUCGGAGCCUGUGCAGAUAACAAUUAACACAAUAGAAUGUGUAAUGAAAUUGUGCCCCCCUGGAGGUCGCCCACCUCCUCCUCCAGAACGACUUAGAAGGCAACAGUCACAACCGCCUGACGAGCAAACGCCUCAAUCGCAAAGCUAUAGGUCAAGUCUUGUUAACAAAUUGAUAUGCAAUCUGUCAAUCACUUGUAACAAUUUUAUUCUUAAAUAUGUUGAAGAGGACAUUGUACUCUCAAUGAACAUCAAGAAUUUGAGUCUCAGUUCUGUUAAUGAGAAGUGGGAACCAGAAAUAACAGGAACCACUCUUAUAUCGUUGCUUCUUGACAAUCCGACUGAGCAGACUGUAUGCUUCGCCGACUGCAAGCAAAGCCAUGUCAACUCGGAUGGACGUCUUCUGUGA